AUGAUGCGAUCAUCAUGGGAGAGUAGUCUUCGGAGUGUGUGUAAUGUGGUUAUUAUUCUUCGGAUUUUUCAUCUGUGCUCGGGCCUUAAAAUAAACCUUCACAAGUCUAAUCUUCACGGUAUUGGGGUAAAUGAAGGGGAAAUUGAAGAUAUGGCUAGACGUAUUGGUUGUAAAGAAGGGGCGAUGCCCUUUAAGUACCUUGGUCUAAUUGUCGGUGCAAAUAUGAACGGUGUUUGCAAUUGGAGACCGGUGCACGAUAUCUUUGAUGCUCGGCUCGCGUCUUGGAAAGCCUCUUUGCUAUCCAUUGGUGGUAGAUUAACAUUGAUCAAAUCACUGCUUGAAAGUAUUCCAAAUUAUUACUUCUAUUUGUACAAGGCGCCGGUGCAAGUUAUUAAGGGCUUAGAAUCCAAAAUUAAAAAGUUUCUUUGGGGCAACACAGGAUCGCACAAAAGGCUCCAUUGGGUUACUUGGGAUCGUGUCACGCUUCGGAAAGAAGCAGGAGGUAUUGGGCGGAGUCGUCUCAAGGAUAUCAAUGUUGCUUUGUUAUCGAAAUGGGGAUGGAGAUUUAAGACCGAAAAAAUAAUUUAUGGACGAAAGUUGUGGAAUCUAUCCACUCGACUAGGCUUUGCUGGGACUUUAUUCCCUCUAGAGACUCUUUGGGUGGGGUUUGGUGCGUCGUUGCUAAAACCUUAUCGAGAAAUAAAAUCGAUGGAAUUCCGCUGA
Helianthus annuus (common sunflower) is the source of this 723-nucleotide messenger RNA. RefSeq lists its product as uncharacterized. The record is from RefSeq and is a predicted model, not a curated record. Lineage: Eukaryota; Viridiplantae; Streptophyta; Magnoliopsida; Asterales; Asteraceae. The transcript has a single exon. The coding region runs from base 1 to 723 and encodes 240 amino acids.